Maniola jurtina (meadow brown) is the source of this 4364-nucleotide messenger RNA. Its product is annotated as erythroid differentiation-related factor 1. Bases 130 to 3780 code for a protein of 1216 amino acids. The record is from RefSeq and is a predicted model, not a curated record. The transcript is spliced from 17 exons. Gene Ontology annotation, biological process: positive regulation of DNA-templated transcription. NCBI's taxonomy places the organism in Eukaryota, Metazoa, Arthropoda, Insecta, Lepidoptera, Nymphalidae.
UCAAUGUUUGAUAUCUUAAAAAUCACAAAAACACAAUUUGAAUCUCUGUAUUCUUGCAUUUAAUUAUUUUCUUGUACGGGUAAAGUGAGUUAAUUAAUUUCCAGGGAUUGUUGAAUAGGAAAUUCAACCAUGGAUGAUUGCGAGAGCGAAAGUGAUUGCAAUCGCAAUAAGGAUCGCAGCCCAUCCCCAGGAGUGAAAUCAACGGCUGUGGUGAAGUACACAGCAUUCCAGAGCCCCGUUGGAUAUGCGCGCCUACAAUGCAACACAGAUCUCAAUCUGCCACCUUCCAACUGGGGUGGGAUAGACUCAUAUGGACUAAAGCAGAUAUUGACUAGAGACAGCGGACUAUCCAGCUUUAGGAUGGCACACAUGUUCCCAGACUGUGUUGGGGAGGUUGACGUGAUAUCAGAUGCGGAGUGUAUCAAGAAACUUCUCAAACUGCCUUACCAACCUAAUGGCACUGUAAGCAUGAUGGUACACAGAGUGGAGAAUACGCUGCUGUUGGAUGAUUUUGACGUAUACGAGUAUCUCAUGAAGUCAGAAUGGUCCUGGCUGAAGGACUUCUUCUAUGAGAACAUAUUGAAAACUAUGUCUGAAAAGGAGCGCAUGUCGCUGACGCUGGCGCCUAGUCCCAGCUCCGCGUUGCAGCUGACACACAAGUUCCUAUCGCAUAGCGUGGCGGAGCGCCCGCAGCCGCUACCCGCCGAGACUCCGCACCAGCCCAUGUGCUUACCCGGACCAUUUCUCCCUGAGCCCGAAACCCGUCCAGAAGCCGAGCCAGCGAAAGAGCAAAACUUCAACCGCAAUGUCCUUUGGACUUUCGAAGACAUUCACAUGUUAAUAGGCAGCAACCUUCCAAUCUUUGGCGACAAGGACCGACCUUGUGUUAGCCUACGUUUACGAGACGCUAGAGAACCAAUCAAUGUACUAACAGGCAUAGACUACUGGCUGGACAACUUAAUGUGCAAUGUCCCAGAAGUCUUAAUGUGCUACCAUUUAGACGGAAUAGUUCAGAAGUAUGAACCAAUGAAAACUGAGGAGCUACCCAAUAUGGAGAACAGUAGAUUCUCCCCAAAAGUCAUAAGGAAUGUUGCUCAAAAUAUCUUAUCCUUUUUGAAAUCGAACGCGACGAAAGCAGGCCAUACGUAUUGGUUGUUCAAAGGUCCACAUGAUGAUGUGGUGAAACUCUAUGAUUUGACGUCUCUAUGUCCGGAUACGAUGGAUAAUCCGUUUACAACACCAGUUGCAAUGUUGCUGUAUAGGGUAGCAAGGAAUAUGCGAUUGAUGAACAGGUCGAAACAUGUUCGGCAAUUGUUGGAACAUGUUGUGGAAUUAUUGAAGGUUGAAAGGUACCCUCAGAUUGUCGCUUCUUCGCAUUAUAUGUUGUCGGAUUUGUAUGUUCCCGCUACGACGAAUCCGGCUUGUCCGAACUUCAAAGACGAAAGUUCAGAUUCGGAAGAGGAGUCAGAUUUCGGGAACUAUGCGGAAUUCCCUGGGCAUCCCCCUUCUGACGUUGACAGUGGGUGCGAAAGAGACAGCAACAUGACGGACAAGGACGAAGCGAGCGAUAAAGUCGAGAUUAUGAGUGAUACCACAGAUAAGGACGAGAAGUGUGAGGGAGAGGAACAUAACGAGGCAGGUGUGUGCGAGCGAGAGAGCAGUAGUGAAAGUACGGAGCUUGCCUUACAAGUGCGUGGACUUGCUCUCAGAGACAUCGGCCAUAGAAAUUCUUCAAACAAUACUGACGAGAAAGCCAAAACAGAUCCCGGUAAAGGUCUCGGAAUAGAACCCGCUACACGCUGCGGGCGCGCUUUGAGACAUGCUCUGAAAGGACUAAAGGCUUUACACCACCUCACUAUCAAUAAAUCUAAGGAGGAAGAACGGGAACGCCUAAAACAACAGAUCAUAAUAGAAGAGCAGCAUCCAAAAAUGGCGAACCCGUACGAACCGAUAAAAAUGAACUACGAACCGCUCAAACGCACCAAAGACAACAAAGAUCCAAAAGAACACGUCUCCAGAAGCAGACGACGCAAGCGCGAGAAAAAAACCGAUAAAUCCGGCAACUUUUUAAUCGAAACUAAAUCCGCGAUCGAUAAAAACGCGAUUCUAGUCCGAAAAGAAAAACAUACCAUACCAAAUCUACACGAGCCUAAUAGAGAUGACAAUUUUGCAUGGAAAUUACAUUUGAAAACUUUAUUGUAUGAAAAAAUUUGCCUCGCGUACGCAACGUUGGCCGAAUACAGUUACUCUCAUGAACAGUACGGGUUUUCUCUUAAGUAUAUAGAUAUGGCCAAUAAAUGCCAAAGGUUGUUAAGCAAUAUGAUCAUAAAAAGUAGGGUGGUAGAUGCCAGUUGUCUGAUUGGCCGUGUUGGUGACAAUUUUUUUCAAUUGAGCAAACAUUGGGCCAGCCUAGAACAGUUUAAGAAACAGUUUGAGACGGACCAUGAAAUUGAUAGUCAAAUAAAACUAGAGAUUGAAAAUGAUAUGGCAGAAGAGUUGGACGGCGAUGUGGGGGAUGAGUUUGAGCUUGAAAUAGCCCUGCCAAAGAGCGAGACGGAGGCGAUGCUGUCAUCGUGCGAGUUCUACCGCAAGGCGGGGCUAGUGUCGGACGACGAGACGCAAAAAAAGGACGAACUGUUGCGUCGGAGGGCCUCCGUGUGCAACGAACUCGCCGUCCGAUACAUGAACGAUGCGCAACAGAUCUACGUGAAAUAUCUAGAAGAGGCUGAGAAAAAGGAUGGCAGUGCCAAGCUUAUAUACAAACAGUUUAGUUCUCUGUCGCGGCGGUCUGCUGAGUGUUUGGACGAGGCCACGACCAUCUUCACGCAGGUCAACGACGUGCCUAACCUGGCGCUUCUGUAUUGCAAUAAGGCGCGCUAUAUGAGGUUCAGGGCGCACUGCAUACAAGGCGGCUUCAACUCUGAAAAAAGAAGUCUUUACAGCCAAGCCGAAGAUCUCUACACAUCAGCACUUAAGCUGUUAGGGCCCAGGGAAUCCUGUGGAGCAGCAUCAGUAUGGGACCUGGUAUCCUGGGAACUGUCCUGCCACUUGUACACCAGGGCUGUGCUGAUGCAGGACUGCCCGGGGGUGUAUGCCAAUGAAGUGACAGAGGUGGCAGAAGCAUUCAAGCAUGCGCUCAAGCAUUGCCUCCUAAGUCCGGGCCCGCGACAGUAUCUCUACCAGUUCCGAGCUGCUAUGAUUUACCAUCGCCUCGGCUCGCUAUACCACGCGCAAUACAGGAUGACGUCGGAGGAGGGUCCGCGUCGCCGCAGCCUGCUGAACGCUACGUGCAGCCAGUAUGAGAAGGCAGCGCUACAGUUUGCCGCGCUAGAGGACGCCGCCAUGUUCCUCACCGUGCGGCUAGAGCACGUCGCCGCGUUAGAAGCGCACGCUGCCGUAUCACCCAACGUGAAACUGAAAUCCCUUCAAAACGCGAUCGAGCUUUUGCGUCAAUGUCACUCCAUCAUGAAAGUACUGAAAGACAGAGACCCCGACGAACAGAAAGAGACGCCAAAGCCAGAAGAGGGAGACGAAAAAACUUUGAAAAACGAACACAGUCUGUUGUCUCUAUACGAAAACCGCCUGCACUAUAUCCUAAGAAACAUAAUACAGUAUUGCAGAUCGAAAUCUAACAAAGACUAUGAGAAAAUAACGGAUAUGUAUAAGAAGCUAUACUGUGCCAGUUUGAAGAUAAAGAAAAAUGAUGAAGUUCGUCUAUACGCAUCUAGUAUCUGCGAUGUUUUGGUGGCCAUGGAUGGGAUUAGUAAGGACUUUGAAUAAGCAUAAGUUAUUUUAACCGGUUAUUAAAAUGUAAUAGUAAAAAUAAAACUGCAAAUUUCAAAACGUAAUUUUAUUUAUUACAAAGCCUGUAACAAAAAUAUCUCUAAAAUAAUGUUACAAUGUAUUUACAAAAGUAUUAUAAUAUAAUAGUAUAAAAUCAUUAAAUAACUAUCACAACACGGUACUAGUCGCGCCACGAAUGUUGAAAAUGUGCAGUUAUCGAAUUCGUUAAAAUUAAAAACUCCGUGGACGUCCACGGCUGGACAUAGGUCUCUUAUUGAAGUCUACAGUCCACACCCAUAGUUUUGGGAUGUAGCGAGCUGAAUUGCACUUUAUUGCGUCGGUAUAGAGUCGCUAUUUAUUUGAUCGUCUUUUUGGAGUGAUUCUUCUGGAUUUGGAAAGUUAAGAUAGGGGUUUUUUACCCCACUACGGCAAAGUCAAUAGAAAGGAUUAUGGUUUUAGCAGUAUAUGAAUGUUUGUAUAAGAUUCUGUGUGUUCCACGGUAACUCCUAAAUUACUGGGCCGAUUUUGAUGAACUAGAUGUCAAUCAAUUCGUUAUUAUGAUCCGGGUGACAUAGGCUAUC